This is a messenger RNA of Cyclopterus lumpus (lumpfish), 1002 nucleotides long. RefSeq lists its product as uncharacterized. The transcript has a single exon. The annotation marks the transcript as partial. The record is from RefSeq and is a predicted model, not a curated record. NCBI's taxonomy places the organism in Eukaryota, Metazoa, Chordata, Actinopteri, Perciformes, Cyclopteridae.
CCUCCUGAACCUGGGACCCUCCAGACUCCUAAACCUGACCUCCAGACUCCUAAACCUGGGACCCUCCAGACUCCUAAACCUGGGACCCUCCAGACACCUAAACCUGGGACCCUCCAGACUCCUAAACCUGGGACCCUCCAGACACCUAAACCUGGGACCCUCCAGACUCCUAAACCUGGGACCCUCCAGACUCCUAAACCUGGGACCCUCCAGACACCUAAACCUGGGACCCUCCAGACUCCUGAACCUGGGACCCUCCAGACUCCUGAACCUGGGACCCUCCAGACUCCUGAACCUGACCUCCUGAACCUGGGACCCUCCAGACUCCUAAACCUGACCUCCAGACUCCUAAACCUGGGACCCUCCAGACUCUUGAACCUGGGACCCUCCAGACACCUAAACCUGGGACCCUCCAGACACCUAAACCUGGGACCCUCCAGACUCCUGAACCUGACCUCCAGACUCCUGAACCUGGGACCCUCCAGACUCCUGAACCUGACCUCCAGACUCCUGAACCUGGGACCCUCCAGACUCCUAAACCUGGGACCCUCCAGACUCCUGAACCAGACCUCCAGACUCCUAAACCUGACCUCCAGACUCCUGAACCUGGGACCCUCCAGACUCCUGAACCAGACCUCCAGACUCCUGAACCAGACCUCCAGACUCCUGAACCUGACCUCCAGACUCCUGAACCUGACCUCCAGACUCCUAAACCUGACCUCCAGACUCCUGAACCUGGGACCCUCCAGACUCCUGAACCUGACCUCCAGACUCCUGAACCUGGGACCCUCCAGGACCUGGCUUCGUCGUGGAGGAAGCCUGCCGUCCCCUGGGGAUGCCAUGCUGGUUUGGAUCCCUGAUCUGGCUCCAGGGCUCAGUCAAGGACACCAGGAGGUUCUCUUGCUGCCCGAACCGCUUCGGUACCGGUGGUCCGAUCCUCCAGAGCUUCGUAGUCCAGGCAGCUGGUCUCAUGCAGCUUCAACUGAUGAGUCUCAAAGAUGA